UGAAUUUACAAAGUUUUAGCAUACUCAUUUUUCAUACUCAGUAAUGUUACUUUACUGACUCUUCAGAUUAAUGUGAAUUUUAAAGGAAUACCCUAGAAUUCCUUGUUUAAAUAAAAAUUGGAGUUUUUUCAAGAAUUUAGGAUAGAUUUUUUAUAUCUACAGCACAACCUGCUUAAAGCUACUGUUUCUUCCUUGUGAUUUUUUUUUAUAUUUUAAAAGUAUGUUCUUUCCUUAGCUACCUCAAUCUGAAUUGAUCAAGUACCAGAAAUACAUUUGAAACACUGAACCUUCCCUUGAAGUUUGCUUCAGAAACAAAAAAUUGUCAUGUUUCACUUGGUCCUUAGAUCAAUUGCAUGAAAAAGUUUAUACACCCUGGUCAAAUUAUAUGUUUCAGUGAAUCCCUAAGUGAACAGAAGCUGAUGUAACAUCUACAUAGUAGAGUGUUAAACAUUAAAUCUUUCUGCAUAUUUGAAUGCAUUCUUACUAGGUAUGUGUAGUUGUUUAAGAAAAGAAAACAAUAAAUAUGGAUAGGGUACAAGUCUGGAUAUCCUUUUUAGUUAGUAUUUGUAACACUUCCUAAGGUGGAUAAUGCAUCUUCCUGAAGCCAUCUAAAGAUGCCCUUGCAGCUCAGAAAUAUUCUCGGGCCUCCUUACAUGCAUUGUGUACUUGAAAUCUCCUCUCAGAUUUUCACUUCUAUACCAGUCUGAGAGCCGUGAAGGAUGCUCCAAAACAGGUCUGUGACAGCUUUCCAAACUGAGGGAUUUUCCAGAACUCAAUAGAUGCAGCACUGUGUUACUGCUACAGAAAAGAGCAACUGACUGACAGGUAUCAGAGAAGGAGCCUACAGUUUGAAUCUUAGGUGAUCUAUAUAGUUCUCUUUGAGGAGUCAAAAAGCAGACAGCUCAUGACUUCUGAUCAGGACACUAAAAUUGUGGCUGAACCGCAGGUGCAGCAAGUGCAAGAAGUUAAGGAUAGUUCUCAUCUGGAGCCAGCCAAGGUUUCAGAAUUAAACCCUAAUGCAAAAGUGUGGGGAAACCACAUGAUACACGUGGAAGCAACUGGUACUGAAAGAGGUGUGAACAAACCUUUGGAAGAAGUAACAGAUCAUCCACCAGAUUCCUGUAAAGAAGCAUUAGAGGCCGAUGGUGAUGGUGACAAAAACCACCAGAAUGAAUCGUUAAAAGGACAUCAAGAACCAUCACUAUCUGUUCCAUUAUCAAAUCAAACAGAUAUGAACCCUUUGGCUCUAGAUCAUGCAGAAUACAAAACAGUACAUGAAAACACUGAGUCAGGAAGUAAAGAAAAUCUUCGGCCAGAAGAUCAAGAACAUUUACGAGAAGCGCUUAAAAAAACACUGGAGUUCUGCUUAUCAAGAGAGAAUCUUGCCAGUGACAUGUAUCUUACAUCUCAGAUGGACAGUGAUCAGUAUGUGCCAAUAAUAACAGUAGCUAAUCUUGAUCACGUCAAAAAGUUGAGCACCAAUAUGGAUUUGAUUGUUGAAGUGCUGCGAUCAUUGCCUUUAGUCCAGGUAGAUGAAAAAGGUGAAAAAGUCAGACCAAACCAAAAUCGCUGUAUUGUAAUUUUGCGUGAAGUACCUGAAUCCACUCCAAUUGAAGAGGUUCAAGCACUCUUCAAAGGCGAGAAUCUGCCUAAAUUCAUCAACUGUGAGUUUGCGUAUAAUGACAACUGGUUUAUUACAUUUGAGUCUGAAGCGGAUGCACAACAGGCUUACAGAUACCUUAGAGAAGAUGUGAAAACUUUCCAAGGAAAACCAAUUAAGGCGCGAAUAAAAGCAAAAGCUAUAGCUAUAAAUUCAUUUUUGCCAAAAAAUGGAUACAGACCAGCGGACAUGAAUAUCUACACACAACAGCGUUAUACAACAUCAUUUGCAUACUUACCUCCAGUAUACGGACCCCAACAGCAAUUUCCACUAUAUAGUUUAAUUACACCACAAGCCUGGUCUACAACACAUAGCUAUAUUGAUCCAUCAUUGGUCACCCCAUUUCCAAAUACUGGAUUUAUCAAUGGAUUUACAGCUCCUACUUUCAAGCCAACUGUUACUCCACUUGCUACUCUUAGGCAGUAUACACCAAGAACCAGAAAUCCCAGCAAAUCAUAUCUACGGCAUACAAUUCCUACUGUAGACAGAGGGACUGGAUUACUAGAGAGCCCUACAAUAUUCAAUCUUUCUGCUGACCGAUUAAUCAACGGUGUCAGGAACCCACAAACCAGGCAUCCAGGACAAAACAGGACACGGAUGCAAAGUACUACAAGCUAUAUAAAGCGAGAUGUAGGGAGCGGGCGAGUAGAAUCCACGGCUUCAGAUUCAUCCCCCAGCUUAGGCAGAGGAAGAAAAAACUCUUACGGCUAUCGAAAAAAGAGAGACGACAAAUUUGUGAGAGGACAAACGCAGUCUCCACCGCCUAUAAAACCGCCAUCUCCAAGUUUUGAGCUGGGGUUGUCCAGUUUUCCUCCCUUGCCUGGAGCUGCUGGCAAUCUAAAGACUGAAGACAUGUUUGAAAACCGGUUGUCAAAUGUGAAUGUGUCAUCAAAAGAAAAAGGCAUCAGUGUAGGUACAAACACAGUACCAUCUGGGAUUCCUCGUGAGAUUUAUUUGCCGGUUUCUUCUGCUCUGCCAAGGACAUCCGAAACACCUCCUUCCCCAUCCCAGGCUCCUGAUGAUCCCAAAGCUAUGGACAAGCAGAAAGAAACUCAAAAUACUCAAAGACGUUGGUACAUUGUUACUACUGCUUCUAAAUCAGUACAGGUCAAUGGGGACCUUCUAGCACAGGAACGGCGAAAACCUAGUUAUGCAGAAAUCUGUCAGAGGAUUAGUAAGGAUGCAGCUCCAUUGCAGUCUCAAAAAGAACAGAAGCCAAACACUGUUGCUUGUGGGAAAGAGGAAAGGAAAUCCACAGAAACACUAGAAAGAAGCAAAGAAUUGAAGUCUAAAGACCAGUGGAGACCAUCAGGACACAGGCCUCCUCUUCCUCCAUCCGUUGGAAAACGUCUGACUAAAGAACAGAGCACUCCUCCCAAAUCUUCUCAGUGAAAGUAGCACUUAGGUUGAAUUUCAAGAAGUUUUCACUAUGAAGUUACCCUAUGUUGACACUCAGAGUACAAAGAAGGAGUUGCUGGUUAAAAGCUUGCAGGGGUUAUGAAGUAUAUGAAAUGCCUGCUAGAGGUUUUUUUUUGUUGUUUGUUAUUGUUUAUUUCUUUGUAAAAUAGUUUAUUAUUAUUCUUUUCUUACAUCCUUAUCAAAUUCCCCUUGAGCAACCAGUCAAUUCCGUCGGUUUAAUUAAAUUUUAUAUUAGGUUGGUGCUGAACAUAAGACAAUGCCUAAAAUCUUUUUUUUUUUUAUAUUAUUAGAAGGAAGAUGCAUUAAUCUGAAAUCCAUUUUUAUGAAGCCUCCAUGUAUGGAUGAAUACAAGCUCAUUCUAAUGAGGUUUUUUUUCCUAAUUUACUAGACAGAACUGUGCUGCUGUAUAUCUUUGAAUAAUUGGUUUGUAAGUAAGAAUCUUCAAAAAAAAGUCCUGAAUACUAAUAAUAGCUAAUACAUAAAGUAUAAAGCAGAACAGAUGAUUUACAAAUCAGUAAGACAAGUUAACUUUUUUUUUUGAAAUUCCAGUUGCUGUAGCAAAUCAGCAGAGUAUUUUUUUUUUAAGUUUAAAAAAAUAAAACUGGUUCUAAUAUUUUUGUUUUUGGCCAAAGGAGAACAUCAUAAAGAUCAACUGAGUUCUCUAGAUUAUUUGCAUUGAUAGAUUGUAAGCAAGUAACCAGUUUCUCAGUCCAAGAUGAAAUGAUCUCAUGACCUUCUGGAAAAGAAAAAAAAGCACAUUAUAAAUUAAUUAAAUGUGCCCUUGUGUAUGGUGGAUGCAAGCUAAUGGCAGUUUUUCACAAGAUAGCACAAUAGCACUCUUGUGAUGAAGAUUUCAGUUUUUUGUCCUUCUCUCAACUGGGAAGAUAAUUUUGAACCCUUUUCUGAUUGAAACCCAUGCUCUGUGUAAGUUUUCAAAACUGUGUUCCAAAUGCUCUUUGAAAGAGUUUAUAUCUUAAAUCAGCCUGAGUGCUGACACUUUCUAUACCUACCAACAUUGGCACAUGGAUUUAAUUUCUUUCUUUUAGUCCAUGAAUUGAUGGUGUUUUAGUAUGUGUGUGCAAGUAUGCACAAGAAAGACAUUGCCCUGUACCCUGCCUGGAUGACAUUUACUUUAGAAGCAAUAUGCUUUCUGAAGGACAAAGCUGCACUUAAUACAUUUCUAAUAAAGUUGCUGAUAUAUUUUUUUUUAAAUACCUAAAGCUUUUCUUUUUGGGUGUUUAAGCAGCAGAUGGUUCAGAUCAAAAGGUGUUCCUACUAAGUAGUUUAUUCCACCUACACACACACACACAUGCAUACACACCAAAAGAUUUAAACAACUGAUUUUUUUAAAAGAAUUAUUUCCAUCCAAUUUUUAAAGACUUGAAUUUUAUUUAAACUUGAAAAUGACUUUGCCUUAACUUUUGUAUAAGACAGCUUAGAAUUAUUGAAGUCUGACCCCAUUAAGGGUUAGCACGGGGUGGCAUAUACAGAAUUACUCAGUUACAGUAUCUAUGUACUGUCACUGGCCCUACUGGGUAAACAUACUCUAGUACAGGUCAUAGUGGCAGUUUUUGUAAUAUACCUUAAAAAGAUCUUAAGCAGUUGAUCUUUUUCAAAAUGUUGAAAAAAAAAUCUGUAAAUGGAAAUAGUCAAUACUGUAUUAAAAUGUGCACUUGGAAGUGUGUGCUUUUGCUUGUACAGGUGUAAAUAAUCAGAACAUAUAAAAAGGUACCAUUAAAAAACCUGAUAAAAAUUAUUGAUAUAUUAUAAAUGUUGCUGUUGAACUGGAUGUAGAUAACUAAGUGUUGUGGUUUGGAUAUUACUUUAAUUUGUUUUUCCCUUGUUUCUUUUUCUUUACUCUGAUAAGUUGAGCUAAGUCUGCCUCUUCACUGCUAAGGGGAAUGGAAGAAAGCCUGUCUUUAAAAGUCCUGACAUUGUAAAUACUUUCUGGAAGUUUUGCAUUUUGUUUAUAUGGAACACAGGUGUGCAGUAUAAAUUUCAAUUCCUAGGACCUGAAAUUAGUAUUACUUUAAUGAAUUAGGAAGAAACAACAUUGCCACCAGAAGCUCCCACCCCAAGUAUAUUCAACUACUUGUAGGCCAACACAUUAGUAAAACUGGAUUUAAAAUUUCCACAUAGCUAUUUAAAAAGCAAACAAAUAAAAAUCCUAGAGCAGUUGAUCUUCUAACAUAAGUUGCUGCUAUUUAUAAUUAUCCUUACCAAAAGAAAAACAAACAGAUCAUCUUGCUCCUUGCACUGCAGACUUUAAAAUGGCAAGUUGAGUCUUGUUUGUUAUUUCCUGAGAAGAUACACAAGAAGAGAGUCAAAAUCAUCUUAUAUAACCUUGGUUUAUCAUUGAUCCUUUCCCCCCCACUCCCAUGAGCAGUGAAAGGGGCAGUGAGACAGGAGGUAUAAUUUUGGCCAGCGAUGAGUUGUCUUCAUUUGCCUGCUGAGAGCAUGAAUACAACAGCUGCAAACAAAGAGAAGAGGCCACAAGUAUAGAGCUAAUCAUUGGAGAUAGCUUACAAUAACUUUUGCAGGUCAGUAGAUAGGCUGUAUUAUUUUUAAUGCAUUUGCUGCUGCUCUUUAUACUAGGCUAAUACACUGUAAUUCUCACUCAAAUAACAGUCUGUUUACUGUGAUGACUUUUUUUUUCUUUAAAAGAAAGUGUCAUGCCAAAUAAUUCCAGUAAUUUUUAAUAUUCUUGUAUUCAAACAGUUCAGGACUAUUUAACAACACAGGCUAUUUAUGUUUAGCUAUUCAGAUCUGCCUUUUU
Molecule: messenger RNA, 5855 nt
Organism: Pseudonaja textilis
Lineage: Eukaryota; Metazoa; Chordata; Lepidosauria; Squamata; Elapidae
Source: RefSeq, a predicted model, not a curated record